AGCGCUCAUCUCCAUAACGUUUACGUAAACCUCCAUCAUAGGUUGAUUGGUGAAGCAUUUUAUGGGUGUUUUUUCUUGCUUUCUUUUGGAACACAGCCUAUUUUUUUUAGUGGCUGGUACGGCUUGUGACCGUGACCUGCCAACUGCACACACUCGAGCUCCCUGACGUGACCGACCUUCAGUGACUCAGUCUAUAUUCCGGCCGGAACACUUCUUCAGCCGGUCGCACUCGGAGCUCUCUGUCUGAAAAAUACUGCUGAUACUAACGCGAUGUUGGGAACAUCAUAUGUUUAAGGUGCUGAGAAUGGCAGAAACGCAGCGGCUGAAAUCCCACUUCCAGUGCGACGAUGAGAAGGCAGUUGCCUAUAGGUAUAGGACAAUCAAAAGAGACUUUGCAGAAGAGGAGGAAAAGCCUAGAUAGCAGGACCUGUCCCGGAGAGCCCGCUGGGCUGAGUAGAACUACUGACAUGAUGGAGGAGUCCCCGUGCCUGAAACAGACUAGCGACAAACGUCGCCCCAUGCUGCUCUCCCCUAGUCUGAAAAUAGAGCCCGAUGUGUCGUCAGAUAGCGGAACUGAGGUGCAUUCUGAUGAACACGAGGAAGGUGGUCAGUGUCUCAGUCCCAAAUCGCUCGCGUCGCCGUCAAGCUACACUAGUCUCGCGAGUAUCAGUCCGAUGCCAAGUGGAGUUGAUCUCAAAAGUCUGCUGGACGAUACGUUUCCCCAUUCCCCCAAUGAGAGUCUCGGCCAGGAAUUCACCGAGCACACGGACAGUAGCUCAAAGCCCCCAAGGAGGGCAAUAGACAUUCUCAUUGGAGGAGAACGAUUUGUAUUAGGCCAGAGUAGUUCAGACACUAGCCCCCACAGUCCUUUCAGGGCCUAUGCAGAGAAAGGGGAGGUCCCCUCUGCGACCUCGGACACUUCCAUCCACGACCUGAGGGAUGAAUUAGCCAAACAUUACAUUAGGAACAUGAAGCAAAUCACACCCUUGCCAUGGAAUAGCAAGUUUUUAGUCGAUGUUCGUGAUGUCAGUCUACACUACGAAGUCCUGCAGGAGGGGAAAAGGCCCGGCGACAUGCACCGAGUUCGCCUCAAGAGAUUCGAAGACGUGUUUGAGUGUAAGGGACUGCCGGGCCCAAGACGUAUCUUCUGUCAGUGCAUCCCUGGGGUCAGAAAGGCCACUCUGCUAAACAAAGUACCAGUAGAAUGGAGCAGGGGCAGGUGGAUGUUUCUGGUGGAGCGUUUCCAGUUGCUCUUCUCGAUAAACCUACUCGACGUAGCCGCUGAAGAUACCCUAUGGGACACCCUGAGAAGCCAGCUUCCAAAGCCACUAUCCGUUGCUUCCAUCGAAAGUGUGAAAGCCUUCCUUCUCGAUGAAGAAACGCAGUGGUCGACGCUGUUUCUCAUCGACGGCUACGACGAACGAGCCGACAUCAACGGUGACAUCAGGAAACUGAUCCAGGGCAGGCUGUUCCCCGACAGUUGCGUGAUCGUCUUCGCCCGCCCCUUCCACUACCCUGACCUAAUGCAGUGGAUGGACACUAGGGUAGAGAUAUCUGGUUUCUCCAUCCGAAGCGCAUACAGGCUGCUCCACAACUACUUCCCCGACAACCCUCACAAGGCGGCAGGACUGAUUGCAGCUCUGAAGCAGUACGAGAACGUGACAGCGGUUGAUGUGAAGCGGACCUCCCUCCACAUCUGGCUUCUGUGUGUGCUGUGGGACGACAACCCAAAGAAACCGUUCCCAGAGACGAUGACCCGGCUGUAUAGCGAAUUCCUGUCCUGCGUUAUCCGACACCACAAGGAGCUGACGAGGGAAGAAAUCGACGUUGAGGCAGUCCUGAAUCCAGUCGGGAAGAUCGCGAUGGACGGGCUUCUGGGGAAGAAGGCAAUCUUCAACCUCUGUGACUUGGAACCGGUUCAGGAUGGCAUAAACCUGUUGUUGGAGCUCGGCAUCUUAAGGUCAGGGUCGAAGUGCGUUGACAUCAUGGUACCGUCAAGUCUGCUGUUCUCUCACACGACCAUGCAGGAGUUUGUAGCAGGGAGGUACCUCGCCUCACAACUGCAACCACACAACAGCACCCACGAACACCUGCCAUUUAACACAGUCAAAGAUGCCCUGGCGCUCGAGAACGUCAUUCUGUUCGCCAGCGGGACAACAGGAGCUGCAGGAAAGGUCAUACUAUCUCACCUGUCGAAGAUAUAUGCCGACGAGCUGCGAGAGCACGAAGAGGCCUACUAUCGUGAGCAGAUGCCGACUGCGGAGUUCGAAGAGUUCAGGAGCUUUGUCGUCCUCUGUCUCAGGUGUCUGUACGAAAGCCCUGUCAGAAAGGAGCUGUGCCAGUGCUGUAUGCUUGACUUCCUGUCCAGACGUGUGAGGUUGGACUGGAUGGGGGUCCCGUCGCAGGAAAGCGUCGCCCUACAGUGUUUCCUAUGUCUUACAGCCACAGAGGGCACCAAAAGUGCUGUAACCGACCUCACCCUCUCAUUCCACGACUACUCGCUCAAAAAGCCGGAGUACCUGUUCAACAUUCUCCACUACGUCCCCCACCUGAGGAACCUCACUGUACAUCUUGGGACCUGUCUGGAGAAAGAAUGUGAAGAUCUAAGUCUCCUGGACCAGCCGCUGGGUUGUCUUCGGGAACUCUGCUCGGUACACAUCACGGGGGACGCCAGACGAUUCACCGGGUUAUCCUUUGCCUUCCUGAAACCGUCCGAGAACUUGACCAGCAUAACUAUGCAAGACGUGCAGUUGGGAGGCAGGUUAGCCAGGGUGGCUGCCAACUUCAAGUACCUCCCGUGCCUUACCACGCUAAAGCUACAAGACUGCGGCCUGACAGGGGAGGACGUGACAGCCAUGUCGGAAUACCUGUACCACGUUCCCCUCGAAGAGUUGGACGUGUCCUUUAACGAGCUCGGUAACGAACUGUGCUCUCUCGUCACGAAACUGGUCGACCUUCCCUCGCUGAGGAUUCUGCGAAUGUGCGACGUGUCGGCGACGUUCAGCACCAUCGAAACGAUCGGCAAGGCACUCGAACACAUGAACCAACUGGAGGAGCUGUACCUGGCCCAGAACGAGGUGGAUGCCUGGAACUACAGGGGGUGCUGGGAAGACUUGGUCCAGAACGUGUGCCACCUGCCAAAGUUGAGGGUUGUGGAUGUGAGCCGCUGCCUGAUCGGCUCUCACAACCUCGCGCUCCUCAUCAAGGGCCUCAUCCACACCAUGGUCGAGUCCAUCAACGUCGCCUACAACGAAGCCACCAACGAAACCAUGGAGGCCAUCGAGGAAAACCUGCCGCAGCUGCCGUACCUGAAGACUCUCAACGUCAGCGGGAACGAGAUCUCCUUUCACGGCGUCUACUACUUCGGCAAGGCUCUCCACCAAGCGAGAAACUUGACAAGCCUCAACGUAAGCUACAACGAGCUUGCUGACGUAGCAGUUGCCGAUCUGGCGGGCCGACUGCACCAGGUCGCCGGCCACUUGAGAGCGUUGGACAUAAGCAGCAACCCUGUCACGGAGGAAGGUUUAAAGAACUUUGCAAGCAGCAUGGAGCCUAUGAUUGCUCUGAGACAGCUGAAUAUGUCGGGGGCAGGAUGGCAGUCCUUCCACCUGAGUGACGAGGCAGCGGUGGCCAUAGCGCAGCUGCUGGGCCGUCUGCCGAGCCUGGAGAGGCUGGAGCUGAGGUGGAUCACCAUCAACACGAGGCUUCCAGGCUGUGUCAAGCAGCCAUGA
Molecule: messenger RNA, 3731 nt
Organism: Branchiostoma floridae (Florida lancelet)
Lineage: Eukaryota; Metazoa; Chordata; Leptocardii; Amphioxiformes; Branchiostomatidae
Exons: 2
Coding region: 348-3731 (1127 amino acids)
Molecular function (GO): protein binding
Source: RefSeq, a predicted model, not a curated record